AUCGGACGCAGUGUGAACCCUCCAUUAAUGUUUAUAGAAAAUUUCAAUGUUUUGAUACCAAAUUAAAAUUUAUUAUUUAUAGUUUGUUUGAAGAGAUAUAGCUUGAUGAAUUUGAAUCUUUCCUAUGUAUAUAUAUAUGUGAUAUAUCUGCAAUAUGAAUCCCUUAACUAAUGUCAAAAAUAUAAAGAAACUCAAUGAACAAGAGUUGCAAAGUAACAGCAAAACAUCUUGGCAUGACCAAUAUAAAGAUAGCGCUUGGAUUUUCAUUGGUGGCUUACCAUACAAUUUAACAGAAGGUGAUAUUAUCGCUGUAUUUUCUCAAUAUGGAGAAGUAGUAAAUAUAAACUUAAUCAGAGAUAAAGAUACUGGGAAACAAAAAGGAUAUGGUUUCUUGUGUUACGAAGAUCAAAGAAGUACUAUACUGGCAGUUGAUAAUUUUAAUGGUAUAAAGAUUUUAGGUAGAGUAAUUCGAGUGGAUCAUGUCACCAAUUACAAAGCACCAAAAGACUCCAAAAAUGUAGAUGAAGAAACAAACAAAUUAAGGAAAGAGGGUUGUGCUCCAAAAAAAGAAUAAUGUGUACAAGCUGUGUAAAUAAAAAAUUGAUACAUCAAGAUAUUGUUUUCUCCAGACGUAUUGUUAG
This is a messenger RNA of Camponotus floridanus (Florida carpenter ant), 641 nucleotides long. Its product is annotated as RNA-binding motif protein, X-linked 2. The transcript is spliced from 4 exons. Gene Ontology annotation, cellular component: precatalytic spliceosome; U2 snRNP; catalytic step 2 spliceosome. Gene Ontology annotation, molecular function: RNA binding. The record is from RefSeq and is a predicted model, not a curated record. Gene Ontology annotation, biological process: mRNA splicing, via spliceosome. NCBI's taxonomy places the organism in Eukaryota, Metazoa, Arthropoda, Insecta, Hymenoptera, Formicidae. Bases 155 to 574 code for a protein of 139 amino acids.